Portunus trituberculatus (swimming crab) is the source of this 2372-nucleotide messenger RNA. RefSeq lists its product as uncharacterized. The record is from RefSeq and is a predicted model, not a curated record. The coding region runs from base 220 to 2064 and encodes 614 amino acids. The transcript has 3 exons. Lineage: Eukaryota; Metazoa; Arthropoda; Malacostraca; Decapoda; Portunidae.
AUAGACAAGGAAGUGAAGGGAAGAGAAGAAAUGAAGAGGAGGAAGAAACAAAAGAGACAAUGAGUAGCAGUGGUCCAAAACAAUGAGAGAGAGAGAGAGAGAGAGAGAGAGAGAGACCGUCACUGCCCUACAUUCCAUAGAUGAAGUACCAUAUCGGGCUUGGAAUGGCGGAGUGGGAAUACUGGAAUGCCUUGGAAUUAACACAAUCCAGGAGGAGCAAUGGAGACUGAGACAAGUACUGAGACAAUGACUGAAACGAGCAUCGAGACAAGCACCAAGGCAAGCACUGAGGCAGCCAGCAGUGACCAGACGUUCACUGCUAACCUGUGCCCUGAUGACGAGACCCAGGCUAUAACAGUGGAGGACAUAACUGAGAUGAAGACAGUGUUUGCAUGUGGCGAGGACAGCAACCACAGCAACUACAGCAAUCACAGCAAUCACAGCACCGCAAUGGCUGAUGACACACUCUCCCCUGACACAUCCCCCAACACACCCUCCCCACAAGUGCAGCCGCAACAGGGAGGUGCGGUGUCCUGUCACUUGUGCAAUAGGGUGUACAAGAACAAAGGCAGCCUGGCCACACACCUGCGGGUUAGGCACAAGCAGAGUGUCACCACCCAUAGCAAGAUGCCGUGUCUGGAGGAAGGCUGUGACUAUCGUGGGAGUCGCAUCGCUCGCCUCAUGACGCACCUCAUCCAGGAGCACCAGAUGAAGUUCCAGUGUGAGAAAGUAACGUUUCAGAAUAAAGAGGAUUUUUGGAAGUGGCGGAAGGAGGCUGAGGAAAGGUGCCACUCCUCGUACUGUGCCCGGACUUCCGCCAAGACGAUGGUGUCCGGUGAGAUGAAGUUCUUCCUGUGGUGUCGACGCAGCGGCUACGACAAGUACCAUUCAAGGGUGAUGGUGCAUGGUGGGCAACGGAAGCGGAGUGUCAAGAUAAACGCAGUGUGCACGUCCUUCAUGGAGGUGACCUUUGACACGGCUGGGGGCGCCACGGUCCACUUCUGCCGGACGCACUACGGCCACGCAAAUGACGGCCAGCACCUACGGCUGAACGCUGAGGAACGCGAAUCCAUCCGGCAGUUGAUCCAGGAGGGGCAUGGCGCAUCAUCCAUAAUCACCACCAUGAAGACACAAAUGCCACAGCACCGCCACCACCUCCUCAAGUACGGUAACAUCCGCGGCAUAUACAUCCGGCAGACUCAAGGUAGUGGCUUGGUGGAGAGUGACCAGGAGACUUUUCAGGAUGCAGUGGUGAACGGAGACCAAAAUUCCCUCACUUCUCCCCUCCAGCAGCCUCACAGUACAGACAUGGCGGAGAGUGACCAGGAGACUUUUGAGGAUGCAGUGAUGAACAGAAGACAAAAUUCUCUCACCUCUCCCCUCCAACAGCCUCAUAGUACAGGCGUGGUGGAAGGUGGCCAGGUGAUCUAUCAGAAUGUAGUGAUGGGUAUAGGAAGCCAGAAUUCCCUCACCUAUUCCCUCCAGCAGCCUCAAUGUACAGGCAUAGUGGAAGGUGGCCAGGUGAUGUAUCAGAAUGCAGUGGUGAAUGAAGGAAGCCAGGAUUCCCUCACUUAUUCCCUCCAGCAAGCUCAAGGUAGUGGCAUGGCGGAGUGUGGCCAGGUGACAUAUCAGAAUGCAGUAGUGAAUGAAGGAGACCAGGAUUCCCUCACCUUGGAAGUGGAGAAAGAGGUGGAGGUGGAGGCGAUAGACAGACAGCCCUCCGAUACUUCAGAGAUUCUAGACUUAGACCAACUCCAGGCAUGCAGCGUGGAAAGCCUAAAAGCAGAGGUGAAAGCAAAGAUCGAGAGAGCUUUCCAUCUUGCUUCCUCUGUGACAAAUGAGGAGACGCUAAAGUAUGUCAGUGAAAAUCUUGACCAUCUGACUGACUUGCUGGAGAGAAGUAGAGGCAUUGAGGUGGUAUCCGAGGCCAGCAAGCCAUUAGCGUCACAGGACACUGGGCAGAAUGUGGUGCUGCAUAAAGACAUUGAUGGAAACACACAUCUCCUUCUCUGCUCAUCCGAAAGUAUUGAUAACCUGAUGUGUAAAGAGGAAGAUGCUGCGUGAUGUACAGUGUUGUUAUAUCAAUUUACAGUUACUAUUUUUAUUUUACAAAGGGAAAGAUGUGACUUGAAGGAGGAUUUUGUAUGCAGGAAAAAGAGAGAGAGAGAGAGAGAGAGAGAGAGAGAGAGACAGUAUGAAAUGUAAUGUUUUGUAUUUUUAUAUUGAUUCCAAUUUUUACAAAAAAAAAUAAUAUACUCACCAAAAAAGCGUAUGAAACUUUUUUUUAAUCCUCUUUCCUUAUUGCAGAGGGAAAGAUGGGAUUUGAAAGACACACGUACACUCACAUAAAACUAAAUAAAUGUGAUAUGUAA